ACUUGCCAAACCGCACAUUCGGUGGCACAAAUUCUCUUAUGACAUCAGACAAGUCUCAUCAUGGUGUAGUGGUGCAGUGCGACUUGUCGACGAAUAGCUCCUCAUGCGUUCCUCGAGCCCGCAGCGCGCGACUCGCUCGGUCUGACUUCGCCAUCAGAUUUGCUUUCUCUACCAUUCGCAUCGAUCUUGUUUCCUCGCUGUAAUGGCUCGCCGUCGCCAUGAUAGCCACGCGUCUCCCAAGACAUCGUUCAAGGACAUGUCCUUCUCGUUCGCCUGCGGAGGCUACCUUAAGAUGUACCUCUUCGGCGUUGCCAAAGCGCUGCAGGAAUUUGAGCUGGAGAAGAACGCACGCCUCAUCGGCUGCUCAGCCGGCGCUUUGACGGCGACAGGGUUGGCACUACACUGCGACUUCGACGCCAUCCGUGACUACGUGCUAAACAACGUCAUCCCUGGUGCACACGAGUUCCCUGGCGGGUAUUUCCGUGCACGGACAUUUUUGUUGGACACGCUAAAGGCUGAGGGUAAACUGCACGAGUACGAGAAGCUCAAUGCAUCGCAGCAGCUCACGGUGGUGUACACGUCGCUAUCGGCGCUGACGUCGCGUCGGCUGACGACGUUCGACUCGCAGCAGCACCUGACUGACAGUCUCAUGGCUUCAUGCUGUGCUACACCAAUUGCUGGAAUGCCCUUCAAACUCGGCGGUGAGUGGGUCAUGGACGGCGGGAUCUUCGACUUCCAGCCAAUCUAUGACGAGAAAACGGUGACUGUGAGCCCAUUCUACUGCACUGGAGCAGAUAUUAAACCGUCGGUCUACGUGCCGAUGUGGUGGGCUAUGCUGCCGCCCCGCGUGCGCGACGUAGAGUGGUUGUUUGAUUUGGGGUAUGAAGACGGACUCAAUUGGAUCGUGAAGAACGGACUCACUGGCAAGCGUAAAAAUGUGGUCAUCCCAAACAAAAGUGCCGAGUAUGCCAGUGAAUGGAGCACGACGGUGGGGCGUGUGGUUGGAUACCGCGGCUUUGAGAGUCGAGUACUGGAUGCCCUCUUCGUGGGGCUCUUUGUAUGCCUCUGGCGUCCUCUUGCUUUCCUCUGUCUGUACUUGGAACUGUACUUGCAGGCUAUCGUUUCGGGCAGCAAGGCUGUGGUCUUUGGAGCCGCGGCCAAGCUGUUCAUCUCGAACAUUAUUAUGGCCUUGUUGGCGAUGGCAAUUGCUACUCAGGGUUUCCAGCACACGCUGUUUUUCAUGCUGGGUCUGACCGCGACUGGUUUCUUCUUGGGUGCCAUGGUGCUGCUGGUUGGUGGUCUGCAGCAGGCUGCGACGGUUGCCUCGAACGACUGGCAACGAUGCCGCUCUUACAUGAGAAGUAUUACAAGUCUGUCGCUCUUUCUGCACAGCAUGCCAGUGGUGGGCUCUUGCGUGCAGAUCAAGCGCCAUGAGUUCCUGCUGCAACACUCCCUAGUGUAUCGCGUCGCAAUGUACUGCAUGUAGUCACCUUGCGACUCUUAUUAUUUAGCGAAGUUCUGCGUAGUAGACUCAGUCUACAUGUAGUAACAAAAAGACUUUGCAUUGCAUCACGUGGAUUCAAGGUCUUGUCUUCGUUUCAGCGGUUUAGUUUUCAUGACAUCACGCGCGGUAACCGAGGGCGAACGCGCCACUAUCCACUCGCCUCUUGCAUGUCCGUUGCAACCGACCCGCAGCAGACACGCACGACUCGUAGGCUUUGUCGUACCCCACGAUCGGUUUUGCGACUUGCACAAGGUUGCGUGAAAGCGGUUAAGACAUCUACUUGUAGAUCUACUGCACAUGUCCGGCGUCGACAAGUUUGAGUAAACUCUCGUUCAUUAACUGCAUCACACGGCUACCACAAUACCGAAAAAUGCUAUUUCCAAGGAACAAAGCCAUAAAACGAGUCCAAAUGAUGUGAUGGGGGCUCUCAUUUGUCGCUUGUUAACGAUACUCACGAGCACACAUCCUUACAAGUACUUCAUAUCCUCACUCCGUGCCAUGUUCACAACAUAAUUUACACAAAGACGACCUGGUCUGGCGCGGCAAGUGGUUUCUACCUCAUCGGUAGGACAAAUCCCAUCAUUAGAGCGCGAACUGGUUAGCGUAG
Molecule: messenger RNA, 2111 nt
Organism: Phytophthora nicotianae INRA-310
Lineage: Eukaryota; Oomycota; Peronosporomycetes; Peronosporales; Peronosporaceae
Exons: 1
Coding region: 203-1486 (427 amino acids)
Biological process (GO): lipid homeostasis; triglyceride catabolic process
Cellular component (GO): membrane; lipid droplet; cytoplasm
Molecular function (GO): triacylglycerol lipase activity
Source: RefSeq, a predicted model, not a curated record